AGCCGCUUUUGCUGCGUCCCUCCACGACGCGAAGGUCGGAGUGCUGACACAAGCAGAUUCGACACCUUUGACCCUGCGCCAAAUUCGGCUUGUGCAUGUUGCACCCUGGUGCAUGUGCAGCUUUUCGUUGACGAACGACCCCAUACAAAGCGGAAAGUGUCCGUGAAGGGCACGGUCACAAACUAACGGCAUUCGCACCGGACGAACCGGACGCCAUCCCCAGCCAUGCCAGCCGCAGCCAUAAUCUCAAAAUGGCUUCUUCCAUUGUUGAUGAUAUCGGCGGCCGGCGCCGCGGUCGACACAAGUAGGAUCGGAGGCGCAGGGUUGAUGCUUCAAUUUGACUCCUCUACAGAGUUUUCGGAUGAGGUUGCAUAUCGCAAUCUACUCGACUCGAACAAGUUUGAUUAUAAUGUUCGAGGCAAACCAACCAGUUUGAUUCAGUACAACGCUGGCUCAUCACGGGCAUUUGAAGCCUACAGUGACAUUACUGUAGAAGGAUGGGUACGCCCCACGAUUGACCCAGAUAAUCCAGGCAAAGGGAGGACACAAUAUGAUCAGCCGUCUUCCCUGACCGGUGACCUGGAUGAGGUCAGGGUGUGGAAAGUUGCGCGCACUCAGACUGAAAUAGCGGCGGCGAGGUACCGGUCGCUGACGAGCGGCGAGCAUGCUAAUCUGAUCGCAUACUACAAUGCCGACAGUUGGGACUAUUCACAACCAUUCAACUUGCCGGACCUCUCUCCCAGUGCGUGGGAUAUUACCAUGGCAGUGAGUCAAGCGCAGAGUGUUCCAGUGAAGCGCCUGAUGCCCACAAUCCUCCCAUCGGAUGCUCCGUAUUACGGAGCCCUGGUGCAUGUCCUGGAAGCAAUUCGCGCCACCCCUCACUGGAAUGGCACAUAUGAAUUGUCACUUCUACCGGGGCAGUCCGCCAGCGACGCCUCCACACUAACGAUCCGGAUCACCGCUUUACCAGCAUGCUCAUCACCGAAUGUAGUUAUCUCGAGGAAGGACGAUGGAAGUGUUUUGACGGGGCCUGUUUCGCUGCCUGGGCAUGUGACCCUAGUUUUGAAGGCACCUGCCGCCACUGCGACCACUCCCCAGGAAGAUCGGUCGUGUUUUCUGCAAUAUGAUGUGCUGCAAGGCGCUUCUACCUUGGGAACGGGUCUUAAGCUCGAUUUGAUAGUGAAAACGAACAGGAAACCCAUGGUGGGCGAUGCGGGAGGAGCUAUCUUCUGCGAUGGCGGCAACUCUUUCGCAUAUGACAAAAAUUUCACUUUCGGGGUACCAAACACCGAUUUAAAGUACACCAUCGAAUGGUGGGCGUACAACUGGGACCCGCAGCUGGACGGCACUGUUUAUAGCAUUGGAAACUCCGAGGUCAAUGCCGGUGGUGGAAGCUGGUGUAAUGACCUGAGAACAUCCAACAAGACUCGUUGGGAAGUGACGGACUAUUGUCAGGGUCGUUUCCUGGCCCACGCUCCCAACGCGGCCGGCCAAAUUCAAGCUUAUCACUCGUGGAAACAGCUGGGAGACGGAGCAGCCAUAGCCGAUGCAACCCCGUAUCAGCAGCGAUGGUACCAUGUCGCCGUGACUUCGGAUGGAGACAUCAUUUCCAUUUAUAUAGAUGGCCAAGCCGCCGCAAGUUCGCCCACGUUCCCAUUCACAGGGCAUAUGCUCCGUGGCCUCCAUGUCUGUCAUUGGCCAUUCUGGGGGAAAGACCAUUAUUUCCGCGGAUUUUUGGACGAGUUCAGAGUCUUCAAUUACUCGAGAGGCCCCGCUCAAAUCAGGUCUACAAUGUAUCAGAAGCUACAACCCGAGCUGCAACCCGGUUUACUCCCGUACUAUACCUUUGACUCACACCGCGAUGCACUUGCAUUUUCCACUCCCUUCUCCAACUCGGAUCCGAUUGCCGAUGCAAGUGGGAGUGGACGGCUGCUUGUGCCUGGUGGUUGCACGCCGAACGUGUUACCGUGGUGUCCACUUGGGGAUGGCAAAUGCAAUGCUUUGGAGCCACCGCAGCAUCCCUGCUGGGACAGCAACGGCACAGCUCAGCUUUCCGGCGCCCAACCAUUUCUGUAUCCCUCAGGUGCCCCUGUAGGGGGCUACGGCUUUCCCGUGGUUCUCAACGGUACCUCAUCCAAAGUCAACAUCAAUCUGGCGGGGCCAGACCCGGACGGGGAUAAGUUAACCUUCGAGAUAGCGGCUAUCCCGGAUCCCGAGAGGUCACUUUUGAGGGUGAAUAGAAAGGUUGCCACCGUCGGAACCCGCCUCGCCGCAACGGACACGGUCGAGACUAUCAAUGUGCACAUCAAAUGCCCACCGGGGACAUACUUGAACGAAGCGGACCGGAAAUGUGAGGAAUGCCCGCUAGGAGAGUACAGCGACGGUUACAGCUUUGACACUCGCUGCGCAACCUAUCAGGACGUUCUCUGGUCGUCCGGUAUCGGCGCAACCAUCGCUUCCAUCAACACGCUGGCUAUUCUCGGGACGUUUGCCAUUGCCGCUGCAAUCAUAUUCUUCCGGAACGCAAAGCCGAUGGUGGCUGCAAGCCCGACGUUCUGCAUGCUGAUUGUAGCCGGGGGUUUACUGGGACUGGCGGAUGUAUACACGUACAUUGGAAUGCCCAGCCGACUGUCCUGCGCUUUGCAACCGGCUCUUGUGGCUAUUGGGUUCACGUUGGCAUUGGGGAACCUUGUCCUGAAGACUUAUCGCAUCCAUUUCAUCUUCAAUUAUGCAAGAAAGGCGAGGAAUGUUCCCUGGAUGCUGAAGUCCAACUUUCUAGGCUUAAUGGUUGCUCUCGCUGUGACAGUCGAUAUCAUCAUCUUGAUUGUGUGGUACAGCAUAGACAUCCCUCGCCCGAAACUCCUGCUGGACCCUAAUGGAUCAGAAUACAUUGGCUGCGCGUCGAACAAACCGUCAACCGGUGAUGCGGCAAGCGCCAUACUGAUCGCGUACAAUGCUCUUUGGCUUUUCUCUGGGAUCUACCUGGCUGUUAGGAUUCGCAACGUCAAAUCCGACUUCAAUGAGUCGCAACACAUUAUCCCAUGCAUCUACAUACUCCUACUCGUAUCCCUGAUCCUCACGCCGAUAAAUUACACGUCCACCGUGCUUCCCUUUAGGGUUCGCUCGAUAUUCGUGUGUUUUCUGCAAGUCGUGGCCAGCACAUUCCUCGUAUGCCAAAUGUUCGUUCCAAAACUCAUCGCCUCAGUAGCCUGGGUGGCGACCCAUGGCGCAUCUUCGAAAAACACUCUUGAAGCAGGGUCCUCCAUCGAAGAGAGCAGCGGCGGCGCACGCUCGACGAUCAUGGCGCCUGCCGCCAAAAGCGACCCUUCAGCAGAAAAGCUGUACAUAGAGGUGCCGAUGCUCCAAGUAUCUUCUGGCGGCCUACUCUCAAAGUAUACAGCGCACGAAGCAGUCAUUUUGAAAGACUCGAAUCGAUUGAUUCUGAAAAAGUUCCGGCAGCAGCCAGCCUCCUUUUACGACUAUUCUCCGGGUAACUUCACUCAGGUGGGCGAAACAGAGAUCUUGUUCAAAUCCCAGGACGAGACUCUCAAGCUCCGGUUUACAACGUCUGCUGCCCGCGACUCGUUCUUCUCAGCAAUUACUGGAAAUGCUAAAGGAGGAAAAGCAAGUUCCGCUACGUCUCCGAUUCGCUCGGCGGGGAGAGCCAUUCAAAAGUCUUCGUUCGUGGAAGCAUAAUUUUUCCGCUAAGCAUGAUUACGCGUGGGCUGCAUGUGCGCCAUGGCUUAGAUGUAGUACACUCUUUGUUUCAAGUUGCGAAGAAUGAUAGAUGUUACCUUCGAUUCUCGAG
Molecule: messenger RNA, 3808 nt
Organism: Fimicolochytrium jonesii
Lineage: Eukaryota; Fungi; Chytridiomycota; Chytridiomycetes; Spizellomycetales; Powellomycetaceae
Product: 7 transmembrane sweet-taste receptor of 3 GCPR-domain-containing protein
Exons: 18
Coding region: 226-3696 (1156 amino acids)
Biological process (GO): G protein-coupled receptor signaling pathway
Cellular component (GO): membrane; G protein-coupled receptor heterodimeric complex
Molecular function (GO): G protein-coupled GABA receptor activity
Source: RefSeq, a predicted model, not a curated record